Brassica rapa (field mustard) is the source of this 3820-nucleotide messenger RNA. Its product is annotated as LOB domain-containing protein 19. Gene Ontology annotation, cellular component: nucleus. The record is from RefSeq and is a predicted model, not a curated record. Gene Ontology annotation, biological process: hormone-mediated signaling pathway; positive regulation of DNA-templated transcription. Lineage: Eukaryota; Viridiplantae; Streptophyta; Magnoliopsida; Brassicales; Brassicaceae.
UUCACAAAAUUACAUUGUCAGUCCGAAUAAAAUUUUAAUUUAUCUAUAUAAAAUGACGAUAUUAGUUCAUCGACUUAGAUAUGUAAGUAAACAACCCAUCUCUUUCUUUUCUCUCUGUCUCUCUUUCUACUCGAAGAUGAUGACAACGAAUUUGAACGGCGGAGGAAGAGGUGGAGGAGGAGAAGGACCGUGCGGGGCGUGCAAGUUCUUGAGGAGGAAGUGUGUUCGAGGAUGCGUUUUCGCUCCUUAUUUCGAUGCAGAGCAAGGGACUGCUAGUUUUGCAGCGAUUCACAAAGUGUUUGGAGCAAGCAAUACCUCGAAGAUGUUACUGAGAUUGCCUUUGCACAAGCGGCUCGAUGCAGUGGCCACGCUCGGUUACGAGGCUUUGGCUAGGGUCCGUGAUCCUGUUUACGGCUGCGUUGGCCAUCUCUUCUCUCUUCAACACCAGGUGAUGAAUCUACAAGCUGAGAUUGCUCAUGUUCAAGCUCGUCUUUCAAUGUUUCAGCGUUUUUAUUUAGUCCCACCACAACAAAUGCAGCAGCCACCUUUCGAUCUAGCGUAUAACAAUGAAUAUCCCAUGGAACCAACUAACUUGGAUGUUGGGUGGGAGGAAGAACAAUUACCUCAAGCAGUUCGUCUUUAAGUAUUUACCCACAGUCUAACUUCCGGCUUGCAGUUUAGGUUAGGUCCACAAGCCAUGCUUAUGUAUUAUAGCAAUGGAGGUGUCUGGAAUAAAAGUUGACGAGUCUAUUUAUUCUUCAUAGUUGACUAUUUCCACUUAAGAUCAUUACUUUCUUAAUAGGCCCAUCCUAAACGGUAGCUAAUUACUAGUAAGGCCGUUACCAGUAGGUUUCGGUGUAAAUAAAGAAAAUACUUUUUUUUUUUUUUGAAACACAAAUAAAGAAAAUAGUUAAACAAGAUUACUUAAGCUUUAACAUUUUUCUCUGUUUAAACCAGUGCAUACGAAGAUCUGGGCUUUAAGAGCUAUAAUGGGCUUUUUAGUUUUUUGCAGUGAGAAAUAAUUGAAGGCUUUAAAUUUGAUCUGAACUGGACCAGGUUCGAAUCGGUUUCUCUAAUUUCCAUUAGCUUCAUUAGUUUCUCUUUAUACGACAAGUCUAUGUGAAAUGUGAACAAAGUGAGUAUAUGAAUAGUCUAUGUGCAGAGUGAUUAUACCAUGCAUUGCUAAUCGGCAUAUUUCCAGAUAAGAAAAUUCGGUUGGAAUGAACAAUAUUCUGGCAAUUGCAUUGGAAUGAACAACAAUCUGGCAAUGUCAUAUCCUAUGAACAAAAACAAAAUACGCUUCAUAUUUAAGUAAUGAAUGAUUUUAAACUCAAAUUCUCAUUUUAUUUAACUGUUGGCUAUAAUAUAUAGAUUCUUUUGAUGAUUAUCUUUUCAAAUGGCCUGAUCAAAUUAACUAAUUUAGUACAUUUUGUGAGUUUUUAUUGAAAACUUCAGCAUUUUUUUCCAAUAGGCGUAUAUAUGAUGUUCGGUUCUUCUUUCGCAAGAAAUAUACUUGGCAAAAAAAAACUAUAACUGAAAGGAAACAGUAUACAUAUUCCUCUAAUAUCAUUUUGUUUCGUAUCAUUUGCAUUUAGAGGGAAAAAUUGGACCAUGAUGUGAACCCAAACAAAAAGAAACCAUGGGGCACGCGCAUUCAUUGUAUCUAUAUAUAGCUGUAAUCGAUUUAAAUAGAACUACUUUAAGUAUAUAGUCCAUCUACGAUCUAUCCUUAGGUACGUAGAGAUCGUCGUUCCCCUAUAUACUAGGAUAUCUAUAGUCGUCGAGGGAAUUUGUAAUAUAAAAAUUUAUAUGAAAUAUUAAAUAUAUAAAUGUUGUUAAUCUUAAUCAUCCAAACAUCUCUGAUGCAUAAUUUUAUUUUUUUACACCAAAAUAGGUUGGAGUCAACUUUUACUUCAUUAUAUUCCAUUGUGGAAUAAAAAAAAUGACUAACGAGUAAAAGUUAAUAUUAUGUUUCAUUUUUCUAACCACAAAUUAAUAUUUUGCUUCAUUUGGGAGUUGUUCAACUUUUUACUCCAUUUUGAAAAAUAAAAUAUGAUUAUAAUUUUUUUAAAAAAUUUCAUUUGGAGUAGAAAAUAGAUUGAGUUUAGAGAUAGAUGUUCAAGGUCACAAAGGAAAAAUUAUACUUAGAGAAAUUAAUCAUGUUUGUAAAGAAAACUAUCAAAUCACUUUUAUUUUAGAGUUUUUUUGUUCUUCCCUUCUAUUUUAAUUUGUCACUUUUUGUAUUUGUUGUAGGUGGAAGUUGAACUCUUGACUAAUUAGUUAUGCUUAAUAACCCACAUGAGAUGAAUUGAAACCGACUAAUUAACUUAGUUUAGUUUGGACAUGUAAAAAACUUAGUUUAGUUCGGACAAUAGUAAACAAUGGAUGAAAUGAAACGGAUUAAUUUCUUUAGCUGGAAUUUAAUUACAACUUUAAAAUGCCCGAUAUAAAUAGUUAAAUUUAUUCUAAAAAGGUUAAAUUUUAUAUAGAAAAAUUGAUAGUUCGCAACACCAACAAAGCAACGGCCCGAGAAAGACGGUAGCUUUGUGGAGACACACAAAUAAGAUAGUCGCAGGAUCAUGUGCCACGCCUACACUUUCUUUCCAAUUCCAUCUCAUUCACGCGUUCUUUUUUCAUUCUUUUGAUUAUAAAUAGAGUCUCUUAUAAAUACUCACGAUCUAAAUAAUAUCCCUUAACCUAUGCAUAGAACAUGCAUAUAAUAUCAUAAUUAAUACAUUCCACCACUAGAAGCCAAAACUAUGGUAUAUAUAGCAGUAAAAAAAUAAACUCAGUUGUACAUAGAGGAUGAGAGAAUGAAAAAUAACGGAAUCCAAUAACAAUGUCUGUAAUAAACGGACAUGAGAAUGUGAAUUAUUAUAAAGAAUAGUAUAGAUGCUCUGUAAAAUGUAGCAUUGAUAUAACGGAUGCAUAUAUGUACAUAAAUUUUUUUUUUUUAACAAAAUAUAUAUGUAUAUAAAUAUAAUUAAGCAAAUUUGUAAUAAAGAGAGAAGAGGGCAAAACGGGGAACAUGUCACGCGGAUAGGUGUGAGAUAGUAAAUGACGUAGGUUCCGUUAUUUAAGAACCCUUUAGAUGUUCAUGUUCCCACACACCACAAGAGAGAGAGAGAGAGAACAUGGGGAGAGAAAAAGAUGACAACAAGAACGGAGAAGGAGAGAGAAAGCUGGGAGAUGAAACGCCGUCAUCUUUCUUGGACGGUACGGGGUUAGUUUGUGUAACGGGAGGGACUGGUUUCAUUGCUUCAUGGCUCAUCAUGCGUCUCCUUCAACGUGGCUACUCAGUUCGAGCCACCGUUCGAACCAACCCAGGAACAGAGGGAGUACUAGUUUUUGGGCCCGUACUGCGUACGUGAAAAGAAUUUCAAGAAAUUGUGUAUAAUACAUCUAAAAAUUAUAACUAACAGCAAUAAUAAGCUUAAUCUGGUCACAUAAUUUUUUUUUACAAAAUUAGCUAGUCUUUCUUUGUCCUAUCCAUAAUAAAACCAAAAAAAUCAAAGGAAAAAACUCAAUAACACAAAAAAUUUCCCUGUUAACUGAAAUAAAAGUGCUAAAAUUAUUUACCUUCAGUGUUUCCAUGGUCUAAUGUUUAAAUCUAUUUGCACAGUCUCGGUCACUCGUUCCAUCUUCCUAUUAAAAAAUACAUAAAAAACUUCAAACUGAACCAUACAAAAAGAAUGAGUAUUUGUCCGAGAAGCAGAGAAAAAACAGUGAACAAAAAAACAUUAUAAAGCUAUAUUUAGGUUUUUGAUGCUACACUCAAAACGCAAAAGAAUGAUGUGAGAUGAAAAGAGUGAGAAUAAAA